AUGGUUCACGUGCAGAAGGGAAUCCUCAUUGAAUGUGACCCUCAGAUGAAACAGUUUUUGUUGCAUUUGGACGAAACCAAUGCUUUGGGAACGCGUUUUAUAAUACAAGACUUGGACUCAACCCACCUCUUCAUCUCCUCAGACAUCAUCGACAGCCUUAAGAACCAAAUCGACGAUCUCAUGGAUCAGAUCUCGUUCAUUGACAUCAAUUAA
Oppiella nova is the source of this 213-nucleotide messenger RNA. The record is from the annotation of a GenBank genome assembly. Lineage: Eukaryota; Metazoa; Arthropoda; Arachnida; Sarcoptiformes; Oppiidae.